AACAGGGGCGGACUGACCAUUUGGAAACUCGGGCACUGUCCGAGGGCCCUGGGGUCAGUAGGGGCCCCAUGAGAUGCCCCUGGUACCUUUUUUCAUAGGCUUUUUUGAGUUUGGGCAAGGACACAGGGGCCACAUGAUCCCCUAUUGCCCAGGGGGCCCCAUGAGUUGUCAGUCCGCCCCUGGUUGGUGGUGCGGAUUUGAACCGAUGACUCUAGUACUGCCAGGCGGAGGUGCUAACCAUUUAGCCGCUGUGCUGCCCCUACUGGGAGGGAGUGAC
This is a messenger RNA of Staurois parvus, 277 nucleotides long. NCBI's taxonomy places the organism in Eukaryota, Metazoa, Chordata, Amphibia, Anura, Ranidae. The record is from the annotation of a GenBank genome assembly.